AUGGAAAACACAAGAACGCUUUGCGAAAAGCUGGAGCAAGCUUUCAUUGAAUACGAAAAUGAUCCGCUGUCUUUGGUCACGGUAAUUGACCUGUAUGGGUCGGAAAUCAAUAAGGAAGGCUCUCUUCAGGACAAGACUAGAUAUCUAGAGACGAUUCUCACAAAUCUGAAAAAGAACCCUCGUACCGUUGAGCAAAUCGGUUGGGAUUUACCGAAGAUAAUCUUAAAUUUUAUUGUUUUGAAGAACAUUGACUUUAACAAGCGCCUUCGCGAAAACACGUUGGUCUCCAUUGCGCUUAAGUGCUUCAACGAGAUUGCUCUUUCCGGAAAUGCCAAGGAAUGCUUUUUAACUGGCUGCGAGCUUCUGAGUGAUCUGAAAUUGAGUGAUCUUGAACCAGACAAUGAUGAGGCCCUUGACGAUGAAACUGAAGAGGAUGAGGAGGCCCUCGAAAGUGAGACAGAUGUCACAGUCUCUGGCGAAUCCUACGAGAAAUCGCAAGCUGAAGGUUCCGAACCUUUGAACGUGGGACCACCUCCCCUCAACCGGGGACCUGACGAAUACGCUUUGGAGUUAAGACUUCACGCUUUGAUUGAAUUAAUCAAUACUACUAUAAAAAGGAUUCACACCUGCUACCCAUCUCGGUUUUUGGCAACUGCUGUUGGGGCGAUUCUCAAUUUCGCAAGACUUAACGCCGCAGGUAUCGACGAUUGCGUUUUUGUCCUUCGCAGAAUUUACACAUUUAGCAGAAGUUAUAUUCCUCCUCAAGUACAAGAGGAAGCCAUAAAAGAAAUGACUACUGAGAAGUACCUCAAAAUUCAACAAGACGAAGAGGCCCUCCAACGCAAACUUUUGCAAUGCUUGAUAACGCAUUCUUUAGGAACAUUGGUUCAAACGAGAAUAAUGCACACAUCUACGGAGUAUUAUUUCAAUUUGAAAAAUGCCGACUCAUCUUUGAUUGAUUAUGAAAUGCGUCGCGCUUUGAGCCAGGUGAUUGGCAGGUACUACCAACUUGCCCAGUCCUUCGAUAUUGACAUCGAAGAAGAAUUCCGCAGUCACUGUAUUAAAGAGUCACGCUCCAUUUAUCAAUCUUUACCUGGGGAUUCAGAAAUCAUCAACGAAAAAGCAAAGGUUGGUAUAACCCAGCUGAUAUAUCAAUUAGCAUACACCUAUGACCUACAAAAGAGAAUCAAUGAGAAGAGCCUGUCCCCAGACCCCCACGGUAUACUUGUCAUGGCCACAUAUCAUUACCAAGAAACAGGUAAAAUUCUUUGCCCUGAUAUAAGAAUUGAUGAUGCGAUCUACAUGUAUCUGAGAUUCUAUACUCCGGAGGUAUACUCUCAGUCAAAGUCGCAUGUCUAUGCUGUUGAAUGCUGCAAUUUCUGGUUAUGGGCUGCUGUAACCACGUCCUCCUGCAAAGAAAACGCGAGAUUAUUGAGUUCGAUGCCCGCUUAUCUAAUUAUGACCUUCUUACAAAUUCUGCUACUGAGGUCCUUCCACGAAACAGUUGAGAUUCCGAGAAUGGUUUCAUUCACCUUACUGACGAGGCUAAUGUGCCUAAUUCCCGAGUCUACAUCCUUUGAUUUUGUUAAAGAUACGUUACUCGGCUGUCCAUAUACUGAGUUUAAAGGUUGUAUUUUAGGUAUCCUAAAAGAUUUGAUGUUGAACACAAGGGGUUCCAUUACAGAAACAGCGGCUAUCCUAUCUGAUUUAUCAAUUUCGAAUGACAAUCAAGGCGCAUCAAAGCCACCACUACCGGCACGGCCUUAUGUUAUGAUAAAUGAGGACAGAAUGGCAAUGAUCCAUAGUUUGGCAAUAAUGAGCUUCGAAGAAUCAGAAAGGUCUCCGGAUAAAAUCAACUUAAGACUGGCCCUGACUUACCUUAACUUUUUUGUAAGCUUGAGGUUGAAAUGGGAUAAGAACCUGCUUGCCGAAAUUCAUAGAGAGGCUUCUCAAAUGAUCAAACAACUCGACGAAAAGACGUCUGUCCCAGAACUAGGCUUCAUUGAAAUUGCCAACAAAAAUCUUUCUUCAUAUGUGUCGCAAUGA
Lachancea nothofagi CBS 11611 is the source of this 2046-nucleotide messenger RNA. NCBI's taxonomy places the organism in Eukaryota, Fungi, Ascomycota, Saccharomycetes, Saccharomycetales, Saccharomycetaceae. The record is from the annotation of a GenBank genome assembly.